GUUUUGAAAACAUCUCCCUCUCUCUCAAACGGUGCAGUCCCGUCUUCUUCAAAUUCAUCUCUUUCUCUCUCUAUAUACAUACACACACAUAAAUACAGGGAGAGAGAGAGAGAGUCGAAGAGAGAAUUGAAAACUGUAGAAGAAGAAGAACAACAAUGGGGGCUUACAGAGCUGAAGACGAUUACGAUUACUUGUUCAAGGUGGUGCUGAUCGGCGACUCCGGCGUCGGAAAAUCCAACCUUCUGUCCAGGUUCACCAAAGACGAAUUCAGCCUGGAGUCCAAGUCCACCAUCGGCGUCGAGUUCGCCACUCGAACCAUCCACGUAGCCGACAAGGUCGUCAAGGCCCAGAUUUGGGACACCGCCGGUCAAGAACGAUACCGUGCAAUCACCAGUGCAUAUUACCGGGGAGCUGUGGGUGCAUUGCUCGUCUACGAUGUCACGCGCCAAACAACCUUGGAAAACGCGGCGAGAUGGUUAAAGGAGCUCCGCGACCACACGGAUUCCGCCAUUAUUAUAAUGCUGGUGGGGAACAAAGCAGACCUGCGGCACCUGCGGGCUGUGACCGUUGAAGAAGCCAAGGAAUUUGCGGAGAAAGAGAGCACCUUUUUCAUGGAAACCUCAGCGCUGGAAUCCACGAACGUGGAAAGCGCCUUCACAGAAGUGUUGGCUCAAAUACACUGCGUUGUUAGCAGGGCAAGUCUUGAGGGAGGCGACAGCCCGACAUCGUUGCCUAAGGGACAGAGCAUUAACGUUGGGAGUAAAGAUGACGUUUCGGCGGUUAAGAACCCUGGCUGCUGCUCUGCUUAGCUUAGCUUAGAAUAAUCGCCAUUUCAAUGGCGGCGCCGGCCAGCAUGGUUUUGGUUUAUUGGCAUACGAAACCGUGUUGGAAUUUAUUAUUUAUUUCGUGUUUUGGUUUUCAUUGUAGUACUAGGUGGUUAAGUACAUCCCAGGAUAAUAUACAUAUAUAUAUUGGAUUGAGAUUUGAGGAUGAGUUAAAUUUGUAUGAAGAAGGUGUGUUUUUCCUUGUAUUUUAUUUUACCAUUGCGGAAUUAGUUUAUUGCCGACAUUUUCCUUCUUUCUUGCAAGAUUGAGAGUUUCUUUGUUGUUUCCUUUUUCUGUUUGAUCAACUUUUAAUAUUGGCAUACUAAAUAUAUAUCAAAAUUCAAUAUGCUUGACUAUAUGUAGAAUUAGAAAGGUUUCUUAAAGGUGUUUCGAAA
This is a messenger RNA of Ipomoea triloba (trilobed morning glory), 1219 nucleotides long. Its product is annotated as ras-related protein RABA1f-like. Gene Ontology annotation, molecular function: GTPase activity; GTP binding. The record is from RefSeq and is a predicted model, not a curated record. The transcript has 2 exons. Gene Ontology annotation, cellular component: endosome. NCBI's taxonomy places the organism in Eukaryota, Viridiplantae, Streptophyta, Magnoliopsida, Solanales, Convolvulaceae. The coding region runs from base 156 to 809 and encodes 217 amino acids.